GUACCACUGGUAAUCAUGACUUUUGGGCAGUCUAAGCUUUAUCGAAGUGAGGAUUAUGGAAAGAACUUUAAGGAUAUCACAAAUCUCAUCAAUAACACUUUCAUUCGGACAGAAUUUGGAAUGGCUAUUGGACCUGAAAACUCUGGGAAGGUGAUUUUGACAGGGGAUGUGUCUGGAGGAAGUCAUGGAGGAAGAAUUUUUAGGUCAUCUGAUUUUGCAAAGAAUUUUGUUCAGACAGAUCUGCCUUUUCACCCUCUGACUCAGAUGACCUAUAACCCCCAGAAUUCUGACUACCUUUUGGUUGUCAGCUCAGAAAAUGGCCUGUGGGUGUCGAGGAACUUUGGGGGAAAAUGGGAAGAAAUCCACAAAGCAGUAUGUUUGGCCAAGUGGGGAUCACAAAACACCAUCUUCUUCACUACCUAUGUGAAUGGCUCCUGCAAAGCUGACCUUGGAGUAUUGGAAUUAAGAAGAACCUCUGACUUUGGCAAAAGCAUCAAGACCAUUGGAGUAAAAAUCUAUUCUUUUGGCUUGGGAGGACGAUUCCUCUUUGCUUCAGUGAUGGCUGAUAAAGGUGCAACAAGAAGGAUUCACGUGUCUGUAGAUGAAGGAGAGACCUGGAGUAUGGCUCAGCUUCCUUCUGUGGGACAAGAACAGUUCUAUUCUAUUUUAGCAGCCAAUGAUGAUAUGGUGUUCAUGCAUGUUGAUGAACCUGGGGAUACUGGAUUUGGCACAAUCUAUACCUCAGAUGAUCGAGGCAUCGUUUAUUCAAAAUCACUGGAGCGACAUCUUUAUACUACAACAGGAGGGGACACAGACUUCACCAAUGUGACCUCCCUCCGAGGGGUUUACAUGACCAGCGUCCUCUCAGAAGAUAAUUCUAUCCAGUCUAUGAUUACUUUUGACCAAGGAGGAAGGUGGAAGCUCCUGAGGAAGCCUGAAAACAGCAAAUGUGAUUCAACGGCUAAAAAUAAAGAGGAGUGCAGCCUUCACAUCCAUGCCUCCUACAGUAUUUCCCAGAAGCUGAAUGUUCCAAUGGCGCCCCUCUCAGAACCCAAUGCCGUUGGCAUAGUCAUCGCUCAUGGUAGCGUGGGAGAUGCCAUCUCAGUGAUGAGCCCAGACGUUUACAUUACCGAUGAUGGGGGCUACUCCUGGACAAAGAUGCUAGAAGGACCUCACUAUUACACCAUCCUGGAUUCGGGGGGCCUUAUCGUGGCCAUUGAGCACAGCGGCCGUCCUAUCAAUGUGAUUAAGUUCUCCACGGAUGAAGGACAGUGCUGGAACAUAUACACAUUUUCCAAGGAACCCAUUUAUUUUACUGGCCUGGCAUCAGAGCCAGGAGCUAAAUCCAUGAAUAUCAGCAUUUGGGGUUUCACAGAAUCUUUCUUAUCCCGGAAAUGGGUCUCCUACACCAUCGAUUUUAAAGACAUCCUUGUCAGGAACUGUGAAGAGAAAGACUAUACUGUAUGGUUGGCUCACUCCACGGACCCUGGAGACCAUGAUGAUGGUUGUAUACUGGGCUACAAAGAAGAGUACCUUCGCUUGCGAAAGUCUUCAGUCUGUCAUAAUGGUCGAGACUACGUGGUGACCAAGCAGCCAUCCGUCUGCACCUGCACCCUAGAGGACUUUCUCUGUGAUUUUGGCUACUUCCGUCCAGAAAAUGAUUCCAAGUGUGUGGAACAACCAGAGCUGAAAGGCCAUGACCUAGAGUUCUGUCUGUAUGGGAAAGAAGAACAUUUGACAACAAAAGGGUACCGGAAAAUUCCUGGAGACAAAUGCCAAGGAGGAAUGAGUCCAGACCGAGAGGAAAAGGACUUGAAAAAGAAGUGUACAAGCAGUUAUUUGAGUCCAGAUAAGCAGAAGUCUUCGUCAAAUUCCACUCCAAUUAUCCUGGCCAUUGUGGGACUGAUGCUGAUCACAGUCAUAGCUGGCGUUCUCAUUGUAAAGAAAUAUGUCUGUGGGGGCAGGUUUUUGGUGCAUAGAUACUCCAUUCUGCAGCAGCACGCAGAGGCCAAUGGUGUCGAUGGAGUAGACACUUUGGACACGGUCUCCCAUAACAAUAAAAAUAGUUACCACGAUGACUCGGAUGAGGAUCUCCUAGAAUAGUCGUUUGAAGGAGUUGGGACAAGCAGGCUUAAGUGUUGGUGAUGAAUCUGCAUUGCUCCUCAUGACGCCUGUUCUCUGAUCUGGGGAAUGUCUUCCCAGGAUGAGGAACCCAGCUCCAUUUUAUGCUGCUUCCAGUCAGACCCAAAGGACCUUCACAACAGAAAUGCAAGACGGGGAUGUAAAACCCUAAGACUCUUCAGGAUUCAAUGCCUCUGAGAAGAGAAGAAGUUCUUAAAUAAUUUCUUUUUAUUUUAAUUUGUCCUUCUGCUGAGCGUGGUGGGGAUUUUUUCAAAAAGGGAAAUGAAAUGGAAUUUG
Molecule: messenger RNA, 2418 nt
Organism: Gracilinanus agilis (Agile Gracile Mouse Opossum)
Lineage: Eukaryota; Metazoa; Chordata; Mammalia; Didelphimorphia; Didelphidae
Gene: SORT1
Product: sortilin 1
Exons: 18
Coding region: 16-2103 (695 amino acids)
Biological process (GO): endocytosis; vesicle organization; Golgi to endosome transport
Cellular component (GO): Golgi apparatus; membrane
Molecular function (GO): protein binding
Source: RefSeq, a predicted model, not a curated record